Messenger RNA from Gambusia affinis (western mosquitofish), 1655 nucleotides. RefSeq names its product centrosomal protein of 55 kDa-like. The coding region runs from base 280 to 1431 and encodes 383 amino acids. The record is from RefSeq and is a predicted model, not a curated record. Lineage: Eukaryota; Metazoa; Chordata; Actinopteri; Cyprinodontiformes; Poeciliidae. The transcript is spliced from 10 exons. Gene Ontology annotation, biological process: mitotic cytokinesis; regulation of phosphatidylinositol 3-kinase/protein kinase B signal transduction.
CCCCUUGGAGUCUCAAUAUCCGAGAAUAGCAUAACCUAAGGAUUUCAAACCUUCCCAAGUAUUUUUUUCCUCUUUUGUCUUUGGCUUAUCUUUCUAAUAUAAUUAACUGCAACGGAACUUUGAAUUUGUACCAAAACGUUGCUGGAGUGAAAUAAUUGUUUUCUUUUUCCAAACGGAAGCUUUCGCGCCUAACGCUUGCAGUGAGUUUAGUUUAAAGAAGGAUAACUCAGAAGAAUAAGGCCUCAUUUUGAUAUCAACCAACGUUUUCAGGUGAUAAAAAUGACAGCCUAUAGAAGUAACGCCUCACGCAAGAAAAAGCUCAGCUUAGAGCUUGUAAGGAUCAUCAGCAGCUUAAAGAAGGAGAAUAUCCAGCUGAAGAAGACUCUAGCUGAGGUGUCCCAUCAUCACGCCGAACACAAUAAGCUUGUGGAGAAACUCCUCGCUCUUGAGACUCUGUGGCUCGAGAGUCGUCAGCAGCUUCCACCAAAAGGUGAACAAACAACUUUGUCCACAGAGGAUUCCCCAUCACUCUCCAAUGAUGAAGUUGUCUCACAUCUUCAGCAUAAGCUCAACGAUGCUUUGGAAAAGAACAAGCAGUGGCUGGAAUAUGACCAGCAGAGAGAGGCCUAUGUUAGGGCAAUUCUGGACAAAAUGUUAUGGCUGGAGAAGCAUCUGAAUGAAACCAAUCAGGCCCACUCAAAGCAGCACAAUGAGGAGCAUUCAGAUGUAGAGCCACAAAGAGAGAUUAAAGAACUCUUUGAAAGCCUCUUGAAACAGACUGAUGUCUGGCUGGAUAUGCUUAAAAAUCAAGUCGAAGUGACUCAUCAGGAGCUGAUCAUUGCUGAAAAAAGGUUCAGAGCAAGAGAGGGAGAGUUGGAGGCUCUCAUCCACCAACUGAAGAGUGAAACAAUAAGCAAAGGAAGCCCACAAGAAGGAUGUCAUAACUCUGAGGAGGAAGAGCAACAGCUGAGGGAGGAGACCCAAGAACUCCAAGCCAGGCUGAAGGAGGAGAAACGAAGGUCUACAAAUUUUGAGCUGCAGGCAAGCCUCUAUCAGAGAUACAUGUUAAACUAUCACCAUGCAGACCAGGAAAAGAUUGCAGACCUGGAAAGACAGCUCAAGAUUUCUUCACAAGACCUUGAGGAUGCAAAGCGGGACUCUUCAUAUUUAAAGAAGCAAAUGCUCAGAAUUCUGAAGAAGCUACAUAGAGCAGAAGGCCUUUCCCCAGAUCAGUCAAAGAGAGACCAGGAGGACCUGGGCUCAUGUGAAGAGGCGAUGCCACCCUCCUCGUCCCCCAGAGACAGCCUGGCGUCCUCUUCUCACACCAGCGUGCUGAAUGAAAGCGUCCUGGAGUGUCCCACCUGCCAGAACGAGUACCCAGCCAGCGAAUACAGAGAGCUGCUGAAGCACCUGGAAAUCUGUCUCGAAUGAAUCUGCCCAUGAAAGUUCAGUUCUGUUUCUUUGUUUAGAAGUCCCGGCACAAGUUCAAUGCUUGUUAAUAAACUGCAAUUUUGCUAUAUGUUAUUUUUAGAACCUCGGUUCUGAAAUGAUUUUAAAUUUAAUUGAUUUUUUUUGUUUUAAGCAUUGUUUUCAUUAAGAUAAAUUUACCUGAAGAUUUGUUCUGUUUCUUUGUGAAAUAAAUUGAUAUAAAAUGA